UGCCGCCGCAGGUCUCGGCUUCCGGUUCCGCCGGGACCCAGGGACCGAAGCUGAUGGCGGCGUCCGGGAAAUUAGCAGCAGCUGGCGUUGCAGAAGCCGUGGAGGAAGAGGAUCCGCGGGUUCUGGAGCCCGGGGCCGCCCCGUUCGGAAAUUUCCCUCGCUAUUCCUGCUUCCACCCUCCCGAGCAAAGGCUCCGCCUGCUGCCCCCGGAGCUCCUUCGGCAGCUCUUUCCUCCCGCGGGUCCCGACACGAGGCCGAUCCUGGGGCUCGACGUGGGGUGUAACUCCGGGGAUCUGAGUGUGGCUCUGUACAAACAUUUCCUUUCUCUGCGUGAUGGGAAGACCUGCCCAGAAGCACCUGGAGAACUCCGCCUCCUCUGCUGUGACAUAGAUCCAGUCCUUGUGGCUCGAGCUAAGAAAGAAUGCCCUUUUCCUGAUGCCUUGACCUUUAUCACCUUGGACUUCAUGAAUCAUAGAACCAGGAAGGUUCUCUUGACUUCUUUCUUAAGCCAGUUUGGGCGUUCGGUUUUUGACAUUGGCUUCUGCAUGUCAGUAACCAUGUGGAUUCACCUGAACCACGGGGACCAAGGCCUGUGGGAGUUUCUGGCCCAUCUUUCCUCUCUCUGCUGCUACCUCCUUGUGGAGCCACAGCCUUGGAAGUGUUACCGGGCAGCUGCAAGGCGUCUCAGAAAGCUGGGACUCCAUGAUUUUGAUCACUUCCGCUCUCUCACCAUCCGGGGUGAUAUGGCAAAUCAGAUUGUGCAGAUCUUAACACAGGACCACGGGAUGGAAUUGGUGUGCUGCUUUGGCAACACCAGUUGGGACCGCAGCCUUCUGCUCUUCAGAGCAAAGCACACUGUGGAGAGUAAUCCCAUCCCUGAAUCAUUGAUAGAAGAGGCAGAAAGGAACAGAUUAAAACUAUGAAGACAAUGAAAUGGGAGGGUAAGAAGACCCACAAAUACCGAAAUGCUUCUAUGCUGAGAAGUACGUUCCCUGUCCUGAAGAGUCGGCCUCAAAACCUGUCAGAAACUUUUGACAAAGUAUCUCAGGCAAGCAACUGAAAGAAUCAGUGUCUGUGUUCCCUGUUCUUUGGGACAGUCCCUGAGGGGAGUGAAUUUGCAGAGCAGUGACCUAGGCAGUCUGCAUGGAGACCAUAGUCCUGGCUGUAGGAAAUGAACUGCUUUUGAGGUUAUCUGUGGUGCUGGAGAUUGAACUUAGGGUCUUGGGUGUGCUAGGCAAAUGGUCUGCCACUGAGCUGAUCUCCAGUUUUAGGGGUUAUUUAAAAAACUAAGACCAAGUUAAUCUUAGAAUGCAUCAUUCUCUGAGCUCCUUAAACCUGAUUGUUGCUUCAGGCAUUUUUCAGCCCUUCCUAUCUGCCUUAAGGCAAAGCCUCAUCAUGAAUUCUGUGAAGAGGUAUUAAACUGGCUAAAG
Nannospalax galili (Upper Galilee mountains blind mole rat) is the source of this 1430-nucleotide messenger RNA. It is a transcript of the gene Bcdin3d, whose product is annotated as BCDIN3 domain containing RNA methyltransferase. NCBI's taxonomy places the organism in Eukaryota, Metazoa, Chordata, Mammalia, Rodentia, Spalacidae. The transcript has 2 exons. Gene Ontology annotation, cellular component: cytoplasm. Gene Ontology annotation, biological process: miRNA metabolic process; negative regulation of pre-miRNA processing. The record is from RefSeq and is a predicted model, not a curated record. The coding region runs from base 54 to 923 and encodes 289 amino acids. Gene Ontology annotation, molecular function: RNA methyltransferase activity; O-methyltransferase activity.